AUGAAGGGCGACGUCGAGACCAUCGAGCAUGUCAAACCAGGUCCCUUGCAGCAGCUUCCGUUACCGAUAGAGCUGGCGAGUCUAGACCCUGAGCAGAUCAAAGCUCUGGAAAAAGACCUGGUGAAGAGGUUGGAUUGCUGCUUGCUGCCUGCGGUGAUCAUUUUGUUCUUGAUGAACAUCCUGGAUCGCAGGAAUAACAUCGCCAACGCAAAGAUCGCGGGCUUGCCUACCACACUCGGCAUCUCCAACACGCAGUAUAACACCUGCUUGAUGAUAUUCUACGUCGGAUAUAUAAUAACCCAACUCCCCUCCAACGUCAUCAUCACAAAGGUCAAACCGUCCCUAUACAUCGGCCUCGUCACGGCCGCCUGGGGUCUCGUGUCCCUGUGCCAGGCCUUUACGCGCAACUUCGCCGGCCUGUUCAUCUGCCGCAUUGUGUUGGGUCUCGUCGAAGGCCCUUUCCUGCCCGGCGUCUUCUUCCUUAUGUCCUGCUGGUAUAAGCGCUCGGAGCUGCCGCCGCGAAUUGCCUUCCUCUACGGGGCCAACAUGCUGGCGAGCGCGUUUGGAGGACUGAUUGCGGCGGGUAUUGUGGCGAGGAUGGAGGGGAAGCUGGGCAGACCGGCUUGGGAAUGGCUGUUCAUCAUCGAAGGAUCAAUGACCAUCGCCAUCGCCUUGCUCGUCAUCCCAUUCAUCCCAGAUUAUCCUGGCUCGACGAACCGAUGGUGGCUGACUCCCAACCAUCAAGUACUCGCGGACUGGCGUCUGCGCAACGAAAACGCCGGCAUCGUCGACGACGACCCCGAAUCCCUCCUCUGGGGCGUCAAACAGGCCUUCCUCGAUCCGAAGCUCUACAUGUUCAUCGUCCUGCAGAUGUCGCUGCUCACCGCGCAGUCGUUCAAUAACUUCUUUCCCUCCAUCGUCGGCACCCUGGGCUACAACGAGACCAUCACGCUGCUGCUCACCGCGCCGCCCUACUUCUUCGCUUUCCUCUGCUCCCUCUGCAUCUCGUUCCACGGCGCCCGCGUCAACGAGAGAGGUCUGCACAUCGCCGUGCCGCUGGCAUUCGCCUUACUAGGGAAUCUUCUGGCAAUGUUUAUCCGCUCCCUCGGCGCCCGCUACUUCAGCAUGUUCCUCAUGACCGCCGGCUCCUACAGCCCCUACAACCUCGUCGUCUCAUGGCUCAGCUCGACGCUCCCCCGGCCCAAAACCAAGCGCGCCGCGGCCUUUGCCGUCGUGAACCUCAUGGGCGCCGGGGUCGCGCAUUUCUACACCUCGUACAUGUUUCCGGAUUCGCAGAAGCCGCGGUACUAUGCGGGUGGGGGCGUCAUGAGCGGGGCGUGUUUGGUCUGCGCGUGCACGGCGAUGGCGAUCAAGUGGCAUUUGAAGAGAGAGAAUCGGCGUAUUGAGAGGGUGGAGGUCGAGGAGGGAGUGGUGGGAGGGGGUGCUAUUCAGGGAGGGGCGGUGGUUGCGUUUCGGUUUGUUCAUUAG
Aspergillus steynii IBT 23096 is the source of this 1488-nucleotide messenger RNA. Its product is annotated as MFS general substrate transporter. The coding region runs from base 1 to 1488 and encodes 495 amino acids. Gene Ontology annotation, cellular component: membrane. Gene Ontology annotation, molecular function: transmembrane transporter activity. The record is from RefSeq and is a predicted model, not a curated record. The transcript is spliced from 6 exons. Gene Ontology annotation, biological process: transmembrane transport. NCBI's taxonomy places the organism in Eukaryota, Fungi, Ascomycota, Eurotiomycetes, Eurotiales, Aspergillaceae.